UUUGCUUAUAUAGGAAUUCGCCUCACGGUGGUCUCAUUAUUUUUAGAAUCUAUAUUUAUAUCUAUAUUCAUCACUAUCAAACACCAAUCUCUUAUCUCCCAUCAUUAUCAGCUUGUAUCGUAUUUCAUACAACAUAGAACUCAUAUCAUCUUUCCCCUAACAACUAAAAUCAUCUCCUGUAAAAUUCUCUCUGACUCGAAAUUGGCAUGAGAUCUUCACCGAAAAAGAUUGCCAUGAGCCUUCAGGCCAGAGAGAGCGCCAGUCCCAGACGGGUAGCGGCAACCCCAGAAGAAUGCUCCAUUGAGGACGGUUCGUGGAAGGAGGUGGACGUUUGCAGUCCCUUAAAAUCUGAUAGUAAACUGAAGCACAAGCCCUUGAAUGCUUUUAGAGUUGUAAGGGGUGUUCUAUGUUUGGUGGUGUUUCUUUCCACUGCUUUCACCAUUCUAGUCUGUUUUGCGCCGGUGGUAGCUGUUUUGUUGCGACUUUUUAGCAUACAUUACAGCAGAAAAGCAACAUCCUUUCUAUUUGCUAGGUGGCUGGCUCUCUGGCCCUUUCUAUUUGAAAAGAUCAACGGGACGAACGUGGUUUUUUCGGGCGAUACUGUCCCACCUAGAGAGCGCAUUUUGAUUAUUGCGAAUCAUAAAACUGAGGUGGAUUGGAUGUACUUGUGGGAUCUUGCAUUGCGAAAAGGGUCCCUCGGAUAUGUUAAAUAUGUGCUCAAGAGCAGCUUGAUGAAGCUGCCUGUUUUCGGUUGGGGGUUCCACGUUCUGGAGUUCAUUCCUUUGAAGAGGAAGUGGGAAGUUGAUGAACCAAUUCUCCGGAAAAUGCUAUUAAGUUUUGCUGAUCCUCGGGACCCUCUCUGGCUUUCUAUUUUUCCUGAAGGAACUGAUUACGAUGAAGAAAAAUGCAAAAAGAGCCAGACAUUUGCUGCUGAAAAUGGACUUCCUGUGCUGUCACAUGUGCUACUUCCAAGGACUAAAGGUUUUUGUGCUUGCUUAGAAGCCCUAAGAGGUUCUUUGGAUGCAGUUUAUGACUUGACAAUUGCAUACAAGAAUCAAUGCCCUUCGUUUAUGGACAAUGCAUUUGGUGUAGAUCCUUCAGAAGUACACAUUCAUGUUCGGCGUAUCCCAAUGGAAGAUAUCCCGGAGUCUAGCACAGAUGCUGCAUCUUGGCUAGUGGACACAUUCCAUCUCAAGGACAACAUGCUGUCAGAUUUCCAUACUCGAGGCCAUUUUCCUAAUGAAGGAGGAGAAGAAGACAUUUCUGCGUUCAAGGGUUUGGUAAAUUUUAUGUUGAUACUUAUUUUGACAGUGGUUAUCAUUUACCUUACCAUUUUUUCAUCGGUCUGGUUUAAAAUAUACAUCGGUUUAUCAUGUGCAUACCUUGCUUCCGCAACAUAUUUUGAAAUCCAACCGGUGCCAGUAUUAGACUUUGUUAAAGCAACAUUGGUUUGCAAUAGACUCAGAUGUGAAUAACAUUUACAGGAUACGUACAUUUUUUACAAUUUACAACGUUUAGUAUUCUUUUUCUUCUGGUUAUGUUCAUAUAUUGUUACUGUGGAUAUAAGUGCUUCUAUAAUGGACCUGUCGCACCUGUAUAUAUAGUGACUACAACCGAAAACAGUCAUGCAUACAACAGGGCUCAGGUCCCGGUUGUUGCGCUGAAGGAAAGAUGCCAGCUAUGGGUUCUCUGUGCAGCUUUUUUGCUGCUAUUGUGAGAUAUAUGGAAUUGGAAAAAGGAAAAAAAAUAUUUAAAAAAAUCAUUACGGUGCAUAAUCAUGGUCAGGUUCACUCUUUGUCCUGUAAAAUAAAUUGAGGGUAAAGUUGUUAAGUCCCUAGAAUUACAUGCAUAUAGAUGGACAGGGAAUUUACAGAGACCACUUGUAAAGAAGAAUAUACUGGCACUAGUUCAGUGUUGGUCAUCUGUAAUGAUAUCUCUCAACCUUAGAUCUCCUUAUGCUGUUGAUUAGAGGGAAGUUCAAACUUGUUAGAUCAGAAUCAGGUUACUCUCUGCGCCUAAAUUUCAUAUCUUUUAUGUUUGCCUACUUCUCAUUCAUGGCAUUCAUUCUUGUUGCUGCAUUUGGUGACUCCAGAGAAUGUUGUCUAUCUUGAAAUUGAAUCAAGUUGAGUGGUGAUUCUUGAAUCGUAUGAAGUAAUGUGUAAACAAGCAUAUAUUAUAUCAACGUACAGAAAACCAAAAGACACCUCAUAUAGGUAGGCUAUCAACUACUGCUUUGUCUAGAUUAAUCAAUAGGGUACGUGAAGCAAUCUUGUACGAUUUCUGGGACAGUUAAACAGAAUCGCAUCUUCAAUCGAUGGGAUGAUCGAGUUGAGGCAAUGGAAUUAUGAAGAGACACGGCCUGGCUACCUAACCUGAGCUGCUUCUCUUCAUUUCAUUGUCAAAAGUCAAAACAAUGAAGGAACAGACAUACAUGUAUUGCAUCUGCCUAGCCUCAUUUAUUGUUUACUGUAAAUGAUGCCCUUUUCCUGUUUAUAGCAAAACAUACCAUGGCGUCCAAGUGUAAGUUUCCUUUUGCUGAAUGAGUAAACUAAACGCUCUGGGUCUCUAGGAAGCUGCAUGCCUUCAUUUUAAUGAAGACCAUCCACCAUCCAUCCUGCACUGCCUUCAUUAAUUCUUCUCUCAGGCCACAGUUUUACACCAUCCCCUUAAUUAGCAUUUUCCUGAAGAAGAAAACAAGAAGAGUUAUCUAGCACCCAUGAAAAGAUUGUGUCAUGUACUCAUGUAUCGAUGUAACAAUGCUACAAGCAUUUACUCAUUGAAAUUGGAGCUUGCUUAAUCUAUUACAAGAUCCUGAUUGGCCCAAGGA
Messenger RNA from Rosa chinensis, 2827 nucleotides. Its product is annotated as probable 1-acyl-sn-glycerol-3-phosphate acyltransferase 4. The transcript has 5 exons. Gene Ontology annotation, cellular component: endomembrane system. Gene Ontology annotation, molecular function: acyltransferase activity. The coding region runs from base 207 to 1475 and encodes 422 amino acids. The record is from RefSeq and is a predicted model, not a curated record. Lineage: Eukaryota; Viridiplantae; Streptophyta; Magnoliopsida; Rosales; Rosaceae.